Messenger RNA from Heteronotia binoei (common prickly gecko), 759 nucleotides. RefSeq names its product taste receptor type 2 member 7-like. NCBI's taxonomy places the organism in Eukaryota, Metazoa, Chordata, Lepidosauria, Squamata, Gekkonidae. The record is from RefSeq and is a predicted model, not a curated record. Gene Ontology annotation, biological process: detection of chemical stimulus involved in sensory perception of bitter taste; sensory perception of taste; G protein-coupled receptor signaling pathway. Gene Ontology annotation, cellular component: membrane. Gene Ontology annotation, molecular function: G protein-coupled receptor activity; bitter taste receptor activity. Bases 1 to 759 code for a protein of 252 amino acids. The transcript is spliced from 2 exons.
AUGGUAGGAAAUGGAUUUAUUGUCCUAACCAAUUGCAUUGACUGGUUCAAAAGCUGGAAACUAUCCCCAGCUGACCUGAUCCUGACCUGUCUUGGCUUGUCCAGACUUGUGUGGCUGAUGGUAGUGAUUCUGGAAGAAAUUCUGCAUUUCUUUUAUCCAAGCAAUCAUAUUUGGAAUGUCAUGUAUUUACUGCUUCCCAUCGUCUGGAUUUUUACAAACACUGCUAGUAUCUGGAUUGCAACCUGGCUAAGUGUUUUCUACUUUGCAAAGAUCUCCAUGUUCUCCCACCCUAUUUUCCUCCAAAUGAAGCAAAGAAUCUCUAGACUUAUACCGUGGUUGCUUCUGGGCUCAAUCAUCUUCUCUGCUAUCAUGACAAUUACUGUACUUGCAGGCUUGAACAAUGAUUUGUCCAAAUGCAACCCCUACAAAUCAUUUUUGAGCACCAAUGAUUCAAAAACUAAAAUGGUUGACUCCUGUAGAAGCAUGGAUAUUCUAGCUACUGCCCCAGAUUCCAUUCCUUUUCUGAUAUUUUUGUCAUCAUCCAUCCUGCUAAUAACGUCUAUGUGGAAGCACACAAGACAUAUGCAACACAAUGGAACUGGUGUCAAGGAUUUCAACACGCAAGUUCACCUGACUGCCAUUAAAGUUCAAGUUUCCUUCAUUGUUCUAUAUCUGUUUGGUUUUCUAGCAAUUACUUUGCAAGCAAUACUAACCUUGAAAAAGAAAUCUUCCAAAAUUAUCAUCCAAGAAUAUGGGUAA